AAUUAUAUCUAUCUUAUUUAUUUAUUAUUUAUCCCUACUUUUUAUACAGUAAGAAUGCUUGAUCCCCUUUAAGAGCAUACUUAGAGUCCUUACUAAAUUCAAAAUUUGGAGUAUCCAAGACUUUAUAACUCUUAAGUUUAGCUAAGGAAAUUAUAAAGGCAAUCGCAAAAUUAGAACCGUACAUAAACUCAGUAAUUUAGGAUUUCUCCUUAGCCAUAAUAAAAUAACUACAUUGAUUAAUAUAAUAAAACAACAAUUGAUUAAGAUGACUUGACAAUAACUGCCACCACUCUUUAUGAUAAAAAAUAGUUUGAGGCCAAAAAAUCAAACAAUAUAUUCAUUCUUAAAGCAAAAAAAAAUAUGCUUAAGAAGAAGAUUCAAGCAAGCUCUCCAACUUAAGGAAAUCAAAAUAAACUAAUUUAAAAAAAAGAAGAUUUAACAUUCAAUGAUUUAAUGAAAUUGUAUGGAGUAACACUCUCUCACUACUAGAAUCCAAAGUAGGAAGUAGCAAAAGUACUGCAACCAAAAACUUUUUAUAAUUCCCAAAGAGGGAUUUUUAGACUUUUAAGCAGCAAUGCUCGUACAUAAACAGAAGAAAACUGUCAAUAUUCAAUGAACCUAAAAAACAAUUUAGCUAUGAGUAGCCAAAGAUGCAAUUCGGUUCAAAAAAUGAUUGAGUAAGUUGAUGACUUGAGAAAUAAAAAAUAUAACUACCCAAUAACAAAUAGAGAAUAAAUUUUAUAAUAGCUAUCAGACUCUAAUUCAGUUUCUUAUAGAAAAAGAAGUUAGACUGCAAUUAUUUAAUCACAGAUAAAUUAAGAUAACAAAAGUAACUCAGGAUAACAUAAAACUGAUUUAAAUGUUCUCAUGACUUAUUACUAGUUGAAAGAAAAAAGCCUAUACGAAGCACUUGUUAAUAAUAAGGAAAAUAUGAAUUAAACAGAAUAAAUAGAGAGAAUUCAAACAGGAUAACCUAAAAAUGUUGAAGAAAAUAUGAAUUAAACUGAAAAAAUCAGAAUCAUGUAUAGAAACAAAAGUACUAAUAUUAGAGACCUAACUACCACUAAAAGCAUAAAAGAAAAUUAAUUAUAAAAUAACCAAACAAUAUCAUAGUAACUGUAAGUGAAUACCUAAAAUUUAGAAGCAAAUCAAUUAAGUAAUCAAGAUAAUCAAAAUUAAAUGAAUACUAAUUCAAAAAAAAAGCUAUUGCAAAGAAAAUCAAAAUCUGAACUUAAAAAAUUCGAUGAUGUUCAAAUAGAAGAAAAUGAAAAAUACUAAUUAAGUCCAAGAUUUGAAAGAUAUAUUAACUAAGAUAUCUAAUUAACUAAAAAGGCUGCAUAAAAUAACUAAUAAUAAGUUAACAGUCCUAAGCCUGAAAAUAAAGUGCAGUCUAUGAUUUAAGAUUAUAAAGAAAGUAUAGAUAAAGUUCAUUAAUUAUAACAAAUAAAAUCUAACAGCAACAAUAAUUAAUCAUCCAACAAUCAUGCAAAAAAAAUGGCUGAUGCAAUUUCUGCUUAGACUUUAAAUCAAUGGUCAAAUAUAAUGAAAAAGAGAUAGGAAUAAGAUAAUAACUUUAAUCCUCUUCCUGCUUUUUACAUAACAAAAAAAUUAUUUAGUAAGCCAACUCAUAUUAUACCUGUUGAUUAAUAUAAAAAAAACAUUAAGAAUAAUUAAUCGAGUCCCAAAUAAGAUCGUUUAAAUGAGUGUGAAUUUGAUUGA
Tetrahymena thermophila SB210 is the source of this 1719-nucleotide messenger RNA. RefSeq lists its product as hypothetical. The transcript is spliced from 2 exons. Lineage: Eukaryota; Ciliophora; Oligohymenophorea; Hymenostomatida; Tetrahymenidae. The record is from RefSeq and is a predicted model, not a curated record.